AUGGAGGAUCCAGACCACCCUCAGCCGCCAUUCCAGCUCGUCAAGAGAGUCCAGGACAACAUCUGGCUGACGCGGCGCAUUGCCCAGGACCCGGGCCAUGCCGACGGCGAAGAGUUCAUCGCGCGCAAGGUGGACGACUUUGACGAGUACUACGAGGCGGGUAAGUACUCGAUGAGCUUCACGACCAAGAGGCAGCGGCAGGUGAAGGGCCUGAUGGACCUUCUCUACGACGGCAACCUCGGCCGCAACGUGUCGCACAUCCUGAACCACGAGAACAUCAUCUCGCUCGCCGGCUACCUCCGCCAGCGGCCGGUCCACCCGCACGUCGACGCCAUCGAGGAUUAUCUUGUCUGGGAUAUCUGCGACGCCGGUACGCUUGAGAACCUCCUCGCGGAGCGCGACUGCGAGCGCGAGCCCGGCUGCUUCCUGCCCGAGUCGCUGUGCUGGCACGUGCUUGUGUCCGCGAUGCGCGCCCUCGCCUGGCUCCACGACGGCUACCGCCAGGAGGUGGACUGGGUCACGGGCGAGCGGUGCUGGAAGAAGACGGAUGCCGAGUGGAUGCCCAUCCUGCACCGGGGCAUCAACGCCCAGACCGUCUUCUUCCAGCACCCGCGCGGCAGGGAAACGUACGGCGUGUGCAAGCUGGGCAAGUUCGGGAAGGCCUUUGUGUCGGGCGUGCCCGCGCGGCGGGACGGGGCGCCCAAGGGCGAGACGCCGCUACCACACAGCAUCGGGUUCCCCAUCGCCCCCAAGGAAGGUCAUAAGAGCCUGACGGACAUGACGAAGCAGUGGAAGGAGUACCUCGUCACCGGCAGGAACAGCAAACGGUUGUACACACUCAGCGACGAGCACUGGGCCCUCGGCGCCGUCCUCUUCCGCAUGAUGGUCGGCUCUCCGCUGCCCAGCCUGGACGGGUGCAAGAAGUGCAGGUGCAUCCACAUCCAGCGGUGCGCCAAGGUCGACUGCGUCUACCAGGGUAAACACGGCGGCGGCGGCGAGUGCCAGCAGCACGAGACGUUCCGUGGGUGUCGAUGCCCCACGCCCUGUUCAGCAGAGGAGGACGUCCACAUCGACGAGACGCUGCAUCGCGUGGGCUACUCGCCUUACAUGGUUCUUGCCGUGCGCAUGCUGCUCAACUACGACCUCGAGGCGCCGGCUGUUGGGACCAAGGCACUGGCGGACGAGGUCGAGGUGCUGUACCGGCGAUGGAGGGGCGAGACAGAGGACGGGCGGGAGUAUAUCGACGUCGAGGACGACCUCGGGUACCGAUUCCUGGUGUUGAACAAUGCUGCGGGUGCUGUUGCCACGGGCGAGGCCAUGGAGGAGUGA
Molecule: messenger RNA, 1329 nt
Organism: Colletotrichum higginsianum IMI 349063
Lineage: Eukaryota; Fungi; Ascomycota; Sordariomycetes; Glomerellales; Glomerellaceae
Product: G2-specific serine threonine protein kinase
Exons: 2
Coding region: 1-1329 (442 amino acids)
Biological process (GO): protein phosphorylation
Molecular function (GO): ATP binding; protein kinase activity
Source: RefSeq, a predicted model, not a curated record